Messenger RNA from Adineta steineri, 891 nucleotides. The record is from the annotation of a GenBank genome assembly. Lineage: Eukaryota; Metazoa; Rotifera; Eurotatoria; Adinetida; Adinetidae.
AUGACAUCUGGUUAUUCAGUUCUUCAAUUAAAGGAAGAUGACGUACUUAAAAUCCUUGCAGCACAACUUCAUGUUGGCUCAAAAGACGUUGACUAUCAAAUGGACACCUAUGUUUGGAAAAAAAAACCAAAAAAUGAAGGUUCAUCUAUAAUUAAUGUUCGUAAAUUUUGGGAAAAACUCGUUCUUGCUGCUCGAGCAAUUGCUGCUGUUGAAAAUCCAGCUGAUGUUUGUGCCAUUUCAUGUCAACCACAAGGUCAACGUGCUGUAUUGAAAUUUGCAAGAUAUACUGGUGCUACAGCUAUUGCUGGUCGUUUUACACCUGGUUCAUUUACCAAUCAAAUUCAGGCUGCAUUCAAAGAACCACGUGUUAUUAUCGUAACCAAUCCAAAUGUUGAUCAUCAAGCCAUUACUGAAAGUGGAUUCGUCAAUAUUCCUGUUAUUGCUUUUUGUGAUCCAUCAACAUCACUUCGAUAUAUUGAUAUUGCUAUUCCAGCAAAUAACAAGGCUAAUAAAUCAAUUGGUCUUAUGUGGUGGCUUUUAACACGUGAAGUACUUCGAUUACGUGGUGAAAUCAAUCGUCAAGCACCUUGGGAUGUUAUGGUUGAUUUAUUCUUUUAUCGCGAUCCAGAAGAAACUGAAAAAGAAGAUCAAGUUGGUCCUUCUGGUCAAGAUCGUGAUACACAACAACACGCCAUAGAAUCAGCUUAUUAUGAUGAUGGUCCAUCAAUUAUGCCAUCAUCAGAAAAUUUCGCAGGUAAUCAAGACAACUGGGGUGCAUCUGCCGCUGAUGGUUGGGGUACAGCAAAUGCUGGAGCUGGUACUGCUGCUGUUGAAACCAGUGACUGGGCCGCACCAGCUGCCGUUAAUACUGGUACAACUAGUGGCUGGUGA